UGCAGGAGUGCGGUAAGGGUUUGGAAAGAUUCACGAAAUCAAACACCGAACUGAACAGAAAACUCGGGCACGGAAACUAGUUCGGCACGCGCUGCUCAGCCAUAAUAUUAUGGGUGCCGCCUCUAGCAACGCCCGGUCGGUCGUGAUACCCAACACAACCGGCCUGAUCGAUAUCUCCGACGAUGUCGUCAAGCGGAUGAAGAACAGUUCUUCGUCGUCGCAGUCGCAGCAACCGGACGCGCCGCCGCAAUCCGCCGCCGAUGGUGCUGAUGCUAGACCCGGGCCCGGCCCCAGUUCGUACCCGAACCCCUCGCCAUCGGCUGCCUCAGUGUUUCACGGCGAGCUGCCCCUUACCUCGCUGCAAGUACGCCAAGAGAAGGAGCGGGAGCUGCGCGAAAACGAUAUCUACUGGACGAAACGCAUGAAGGCACUCGAGGCAAACCUGAAGCAGACUAAUCAGGUCCUCGAGAAGGAAUACAACGCAGCGGUAGCCGAUGUGAAGAAACGAUUCGAAACGUCGGCGGUUCGCCAGCAACUGCCACCGUGCCAGGACCUCAAGGCUAAGGUGAUCGAAUGCUACCGUGCGAAUCCCUCUGAGACGCUGCGCUGCGCAAAUGAGGUCCAACAGUUUACCGAUUGCGUCAACCUGCAUCGCAUUCAGCUACUCCAACAGCGUGCCACGGCGGAAACCCAGAAGCAGUAGCACCCACUAUGUGCUGCUAGAAGACGAAGGAGAAAAUGUCUUGUGGUCAGUUAGUGCAGCGACGCAACGUUGUAAAAGCACCCGUCCAUAACAUCCAAAUAGUGGUGCGGUUUACAUUCAUUGUUCAAAAUUACCUUGGGCGCCAGCGCGAGGACGCCAGCGCGAACUUAUAUCGGGUGCAAAAAUUCGCUUUUGUUAGUCGAGGGAGCGAAUAAUCUAAUAAAAUAUAAAGCGCAUGGACUUGUGCUAGCGAAA
Messenger RNA from Anopheles aquasalis, 958 nucleotides. RefSeq names its product Coiled-coil-helix-coiled-coil-helix domain containing 3 (gene Chchd3). Gene Ontology annotation, biological process: inner mitochondrial membrane organization. The record is from RefSeq and is a predicted model, not a curated record. Gene Ontology annotation, cellular component: MICOS complex. Lineage: Eukaryota; Metazoa; Arthropoda; Insecta; Diptera; Culicidae.